Pteronotus mesoamericanus is the source of this 687-nucleotide messenger RNA. RefSeq names its product Opa interacting protein 5 (gene OIP5). Lineage: Eukaryota; Metazoa; Chordata; Mammalia; Chiroptera; Mormoopidae. Bases 1 to 687 code for a protein of 228 amino acids. Gene Ontology annotation, cellular component: chromosome, centromeric region; nucleus; chromatin. Gene Ontology annotation, biological process: chromosome segregation; CENP-A containing chromatin assembly. The transcript has 5 exons. The record is from RefSeq and is a predicted model, not a curated record.
AUGGCGGCUCGCUCGCGGCGGCAUCGCUCGCGCUUUGCAAAGCCGCGGGAGAGUGACUUUUGUGAUGGCACUGAGACAACUGACGAAACUUCUUUUACGACUUCCAUGGAGUGGGACACACAGGUGGUGAAGGGGUCUUCGCCGCUCGGUCCCUCAGGAAUGGGAACGGAGGAGCCGUCGCCCGGCCCACGGCUACCAUCGUGGCUGCAGCCCAAGAGGUGCGCCGUGUUCCAGUGCGCGCAAUGCCACGCCGUUCUCGCUGACUCGGUGCAUCUCGCCUGGGACCUUUCGCGGUCCCUCGGGGCCGUAGUCUUCUCCAGGGUUACAAAUAACGUGAUUUUGGAAGAGCCUUUCCUAGUUGGCAUUGAAGGCACACUCAAAGGCAGCACUUACAACCUUUUAUUCUGUAGUUCCUGUGAGAUUCCCAUUGGUUUCCAUCUGUAUUCUACCCAUGCUGCCCUGGCUGCCUUGAGAGGUCACUUCUGUCUUUCCAGUGAUAAAAUGGUGUGCUAUCUCUUAGAAACAAAAGCCAUCAUAAAUGCAUCUGAGGUGGAUAUUCACAACAUGCCUCUACCAGAAAAGGUUGCAGAGCUGAAAGAGAAGAUAAUGUUAAUGCACAGUCACUUAAAUUCACUGAUGGAGAUGCUGAAGGAAGUGGGUCCUGACCAGACCAAGCCAAAGAACUAA